AUGGGUCCCCCCAUGCCGACCUCCCCUCAUGAACCCCAUUCACCAUAUGAGUCGCCCUUCCACGGGCGGAGUGAGAGUGACUUUUCUUCCACCGCGCCUCCGUAUGAGGACGCCUACAGCCACCCCGAGGCACAGCACUCUGAUGCCGCCAUGCCUUUCCUCGGCCACGGGGAGGAAGCUAAUACCGGCUUCUACCCACAACGCGGGAUGUCGACCAGUCCCAACCCCUACCAACAGCGUCAUCACGCCGCGAGCCCCGGCCCUCUGAGCGUGUCCGACUCGAUGAAUGAUGGAAUGACACGGUACUCCCUUCAAGAUACUGGCCCCGCGAUCUUCGCUGGUGGACAGGACCCCAACAUGGGCCUGCAUCGUCGCUCGGGUGUUUCGACGCCCGCAUCGGAGACCCCUUCAGAUGCCUGGCAGCAGCGCAAUGCGCCUGCAUCGGGUUUGCGCCGCUAUGCAACCCGUAAGAUUAAACUCGUGCAGGGCUCUGUGCUGAGUGUGGAUUACCCUGUGCCCAGUGCCAUCCAAAAUGCGAUUCAGCGGGAAUAUCGCGAAUCGGAAGAGGGAUUCCCGGAAGAGUUUUCGCACCUGCGUUAUACUGCUGCGACUUGUGACCCCGACGAGUUCACCUUGCGAAACGGUUACAACCUGCGCCCUGCCAUGUACAACCGACACACCGAGCUUCUGAUUGCCAUCACCUAUUACAACGAGGACAAGGUUCUGACGGCACGCACGCUGCACGGUGUCAUGCAGAAUAUUCGUGAUAUUGUCAACCUCAAAAAGUCGGAGUUCUGGAACAAGGGAGGCCCCGCGUGGCAGAAGAUUGUGUGCUCCCUGGUUUUUGAUGGUAUCGACCCUUGCGAUAAGAACACCCUCGAUAUGCUCGCCACCGUUGGCAUCUAUCAAGAUGGUAUCAUGAAACGAUCUGUUGACGGCCGCGAAACACUUGCCCAUAUCUUCGAGUACACUACUCAGCUAUCGGUCACCUCCAACCAACAGUUGAUUCGGCCACAGGGCAAUGAAUCAACUAACCUCCCGCCGGUGCAAAUGAUUUUCUGCCUGAAGCAAAAGAACAGCAAGAAGAUCAACUCCCACCGCUGGCUCUUCAAUGGUUUUUGCCGUAUACUGAACCCUGAGGUGGUUAUCCUGAUUGACGCGGGUACUAAGCCUGGCAAGAAAUCCCUCUUGGCCCUCUGGGAGUCAUUCUACAACGACAAAAACCUGGGCGGAUCUUGUGGUGAGAUCCAUGCCAUGUUGGGUAAGGGCUGGAAGAACCUGAUGAACCCGCUGGUUGCUGCUCAGAACUUCGAGUACAAGAUCUCCAAUAUUCUUGAUAAACCUCUGGAGAGUGCCUUCGGGUACGUCAGUGUGUUACCUGGUGCCUUCUCGGCCUACCGGUAUCGUGCAAUUAUGGGCCGGCCCCUUGAGCAGUACUUCCACGGUGACCACACCCUUUCGAAACAACUUGGCAAGAAGGGUAUUGAGGGCAUGAACAUUUUCAAGAAGAACAUGUUCCUUGCCGAGGAUCGUAUCCUCUGUUUCGAGCUGGUGGCCAAGGCUGGUUUCAAGUGGCAUUUGACCUAUGUCAAGGCGUCUAAGGGUGAGACUGAUGUGCCCGAAGGUUCUGCGGAAUUCAUCAGUCAACGUCGUCGCUGGUUGAACGGUUCAUUCGCUGCCAGUUUGUAUGCCAUUAUGCACUUUGGCCGUAUCUACAAGUCUGGCCAUAACAUUAUCCGUCUCUUCUUCCUUCACAUUCAAAUGAUCUAUAACUGUGCUGGUCUGGUUAUGACCUGGUUUUCUCUCGCUUCGUUCUGGCUUACAACAUCGGUCAUCAUGGAUUUGGUGGGAACACCAAGUGCGGCGAAUAAAAACAAAGGCUGGCCUUUCGGUAAUGACGCUUCGCCCAUCGUUAAUAACUUCCUGAAAUAUGGCUAUGUGUUCUUCCUGAUGCUCCAGUUUAUUCUGGCGCUGGGUAAUCGACCCAAAGGUUCCCGUCUCGCCUACACACUCUCCUUCAUCUACUUCUCGAUUGUUCAAUGCUACAUCCUCGUCUUGUCAUUCUACCUUGUGAAGAACGCCUUCACGGGAGGUACCCUGGAUUUCGAUAUGAGCAAGGGUGUCGGCGUGUUCCUCAAGUCCUUCUUCAGUUCCAGUGGUGCCGGUAUUGUUCUGAUCGCCUUGGUGUCGACCUACGGUGUGUACUUCGUGGCCAGUUUCUUGUACAUGGACCCCUGGCACAUGUUCACCUCAUCGUGGGCCUACUUCGGCGGUAUGACGUGCUCGAUCAACAUUCUCAUGGUCUACGCCUUCUGCAACUGGCACGACGUGUCGUGGGGUACCAAGGGAUCGGACAAGAGUGAGGCGCUGCCGGAGGCCAAGACGGCCAAGGACGACGGCAAGUCGAACUUCAUUGAGGAAGUGGACAAGCCACAGGCCGAUAUCGACAGCCAGUUCGAGGCGACAGUCAAGCGGGCGCUGGCGCCGUUUGUGGAGCCCGAGGAACACGAAGAAAAGGACAUGAACGACUCGUACAAGGCCUUCCGAACCAACCUGGUGCUGCUCUGGAUCUUCAGCAACCUGGUUGUCGUGCUGUGCAUUACGGCCACCGGCAUCGACCGGUUCUGCUUGACCAACACCUCCACGGUGCGGACCUCCAACUACUUCUCGGCCAUUCUGUGGACGACGGCGGGUCUGUCCCUGUUCCGUUUCAUCGGCUCGCUCUGGUUCCUGGGCAAGUCGGGCAUUCUCUGCUGCGUCUCCCGCCGCUAA
Molecule: messenger RNA, 2772 nt
Organism: Penicillium argentinense
Lineage: Eukaryota; Fungi; Ascomycota; Eurotiomycetes; Eurotiales; Aspergillaceae
Exons: 4
Coding region: 1-2772 (923 amino acids)
Cellular component (GO): cell septum; cell periphery
Molecular function (GO): chitin synthase activity
Source: RefSeq, a predicted model, not a curated record